AUGGCCCAGCAAAGCAUGAAAGUGAGGCCUGUGCUUCUGAAACGUAACAGUCUAGAGUCUGUGGAGCUGGUGAAGCAACCUCACCACCGCAGGAGCAAAUCUCAGCAGGUCCGAUUCAAGGAAGAUGGCACCAGUAAGACUCCGCCUGGUCUAGCUGAGGUGGAUGUCCAGACGUCUGAGGACCCGGCUGUAAUGGGCAAGACUCAGGCCUCCAGGCACCAUCACCUCCCCACCUAUUCGCUCUCCUUUCCCAGGUCCCAGAAGGCAGGGGGCUUUCGGAACAUAGCGAUCCAAACGUCCCCCAGUCUCAGGAAGCAUUUCCCAGUUUUCAAAAGGAAGAGACUCACAGCUAGCAAGUCCCUGGUGGAAAUGCCGACAGCAUCCCAAAGUGCCAUCCAGGUGAACGGCAGUCUCUCUGAGCAGGACAUUGUGUCCUCUGACCUUGCCUACUUACGGCUGGCUCAGCAUCUUGAGGAUGGGCCUCGAAGGGUCAAGGUAUCCCACCCGUUUCUCCCUAGAAUGUCCAAGGUGCAAAGCAAUGGGCCUGUGAGCCUAUGCUUUGAAGCUGGGACAUGGAGAGCCUUGGAGAAAGUAACAGCUGCCAUUCAGGUCCCAGAUGAUAUUUACCAUAGUCCUACCUGGGCAGGAAGGGAGUCCACUUUGAGCCCAGACCGAUCUGCUGAGAUGAGCAACUCCAUACCCCCUUCGGUUGACAGGCAUCCAGGUGACGGGAGAAGAGAGCUGCCACCAGAUUCAGAAAGAAUCCCCUCCUGCUUAAAUGCCCCCAGUAGAGCCAGUCACAUGCCUGGCACAGGGAACCUGCAACCUGAAUUGCUUUUGCCCAAAGAUAACUCCAAUGACAAAGACCUUGGCCCUCUGUCAUCUAGGUCAAAGGAAAGGUGUGCUCCCUCAUAUCCACGGACUCACAGCUCCCCUCCACCUGGCUCCCAGAGUCAGCCAGCCCAAACAGGGGGGGCUUCAGACUGUUCUUCAUUGAGUAACAAUUACCAGGACCUGCAGUCACUUCAAACUAACAGUGAGUCAGGAUCUGCCCCUGUGUGCCAGGAGCAGACGGCAAAGAACCCCAUCAAGUCAGACAUCCCAGAGCUUCAGAACUGUCCAGGAAGCGGUCACCUCCCCUCCUCUCUCCCCAACAGGGAGACCAAGCAGCAGAGAGUGACUGGCGGGAUUAACCCAAUUCACCUGGUGCAGGGCGAGCUCUGCGACCUCCAGGGCAGGCUGCAAUCUGUGGAGGAGUCUCUGCACUCAAACCAAGAGAAAAUUAAAGUCCUUUUGAACGUAAUUCAAGACUUGGAGAAAGCUCGAGCUCUCACAGAAGGGCGCAACUUUUAUCGAACUGGCCAAGAUCUCAACAAUUGCAGUACCUGCCAGAACACGGCAUGCAUCAUAUACAGUGUAGAAUAUGAUUUCCGGCAGCAAGAAGGCAGGUUUCAUGAAGUUCUACAGAGUCUGGAGGAAGUGGAGCUAGCUGAGGAGGCCUCUCCCCCACCAAAGUCCCCACCAAAGUCUCCAGUUCCCGAGAAACAGGACUUAAGGCGGAAAACCAAGAAGGUGAAGAAGAAGUGCUUCUGGUGGAUAUGA
Molecule: messenger RNA, 1602 nt
Organism: Bubalus bubalis (water buffalo)
Lineage: Eukaryota; Metazoa; Chordata; Mammalia; Artiodactyla; Bovidae
Gene: INSYN2B
Product: inhibitory synaptic factor family member 2B
Exons: 3
Coding region: 1-1602 (533 amino acids)
Biological process (GO): inhibitory postsynaptic potential
Cellular component (GO): postsynaptic density
Source: RefSeq, a predicted model, not a curated record